This is a messenger RNA of Lachancea mirantina, 339 nucleotides long. The record is from the annotation of a GenBank genome assembly. Lineage: Eukaryota; Fungi; Ascomycota; Saccharomycetes; Saccharomycetales; Saccharomycetaceae.
AUGAAGUUGUCGAGUAUCAGCGUUGCGGCAGUAGCCGUUUUGGCGUCGGUGGGCGCGGCCGAAAAGGGACCAAAGGAACCCAAGAGUUUCUUCACGGCAACCACGACGAUCACUACGGGGACGCACAGGUACGGCCGUUUCAACAAGACGAAGCACUCGUCGACGUCGAAGGCCACCGGUACCCACAAGUACGGCCGUUUCAACAAGACGCAUAACCCUACGUCGACCGUUUUCGUGAAGGAGAAGAACGCCGCUGCCCCCGGCAACGGCGUUCCUCAACAAGCGUUGGGGCUCACUUUCGGCGGUGCGGUCGUGGCUGGUGCUCUCAUGCUCUUGUGA